Molecule: messenger RNA, 1737 nt
Organism: Sesamum indicum (sesame)
Lineage: Eukaryota; Viridiplantae; Streptophyta; Magnoliopsida; Lamiales; Pedaliaceae
Product: midasin-like protein
Source: RefSeq, a predicted model, not a curated record
UGAAAUAUCCAAUAGAAGUAGAGAGAAAGAAAUCCAUGGAAGACAGCUUCAGGGUUCGCGUAGAUAAGGCUUUCGGCGCUUUGGGCGGCAGCACGCCGUCGUCAGUGGGCGUGAGCCCUUCCCUGUGGUCCCUAACGGACGAAGAAAUCGAGAGGAGAGAGUGGAAUCGCCGUAAAGAAGAAGCCGAAGAACGCGACGAUGGUGUCGAAUCUGGGUCGUCCGAUGUGCGAAAUCAGUUGGAUUCGGAUCUUCAGGACUUGAGCGACUACGAAGAGGAAGAAGAAGAGGAAGAAGAAGAAGAUGAGGGAGUUGACGGUGAGAAGAAGAGGCGUCGUCGGAAUAAUAGUAGUAGUGCUGAAACUAGUGUGGAUGAAUAUUUGGAUGUUCAAUCCAAUAUUGGUCGCGACUGCACCCUUGACUAUGAGGAAGAAGAAGAUGAAUAUGACAAAGUGGCUGUUGGUGCAGAACAGACAGGUGACCGCUUAUAUAUGAGGGAUGUGAAAUUUGCUGAUUAUGGGAUUGAUGAACUUAAUACAUAUGGUGAGCUUCCUAACUCAUUCAAAGCUGCUGUCAGAGAUCCUCGUGCAAAUCACACAGCUGCUAAAAUUAGACUGAAAGAAGAUGCGGAGGCUGCUGGAAGUUUGGAUACCUUGCAACUUUCUGACAAUCAUGCAGCUGCGAAUGCAGAGACUGAAGAUAUUAAAAAAGGAGAAUUAGAUGGUGAUAAUCCAAAAUCCAUCCUGAAGAAGAGAGAAAAUUCGAUGGAUUCCAAGUCUCAGAAACGUGUCCGGUUCAUGGUUGACCCUGAAAGCAGAGCUCAGACUCAUGAAGAAGAGCAAUCAGUAGGAGCCAGUAAUUUGCCAUCAGAGUCUCAUUCAGGGGACUACAGUGCAGUGCCGGAACAGGCAUCUGAUUUUUCCCAUUUUUCAUCAGCUGUUCCUGACUACAUCAGGAACCCCGCUAAAUACACUCGUUAUACGUUUGAUUCGUCUGAUGAUAUGGACGACCAAUCCAAUCGGAAAGCAUACAUGGACUUUUUUGAUCACUUAAGGAAAAGAAACACUGAUUCAUCUGAGGACUCCUCUAUUGAGAUUCCAAAAUCAAUAACGUUCACUCCAAAAAGGAAACCAGAGGAUGAUUCAAUGGUAAAGAGGAGUCGGAGCGAGCAUAAUACUGGAGAUAAUCUUAAGAGCAAGAGCUGGUCCAUUGGCGUCACUGCAGAGGACGCCCAAGAGAGUGAAGUCUCUGCAAUGGAAGAAGAUGAACCGUCUCCAGCGGUUGAUAAGUGUUACAGCUUGCAGAAACCCAGUCGUCAAUAUAGGAUGCGGACCAAUGUAAAUGGCGACGACAACUACUAACUGACUGUACGGAUUUUGAAUAAUCAACAAAGAACGCACCAUGGAUGGAUGUUCCUCACCAAAUCCUACUGCAGCAAAGGUUACCAUUUCUCAGUUUCUUUGCAUUAUUAUUGCCACUGCAGGCUGGCCGCCCAUCAUGAUCAGGAAACUGAUGUGUGAGUUGCAUGUGAAACCUGCUGAUUUCGGCUGUUGGUUGUUUGCGGGUUCGCAGAUUCGACAUAAAGGAAUACCAAAUGUUUUCCUUUUCUUAAAAUUAAAUUGAAAUGCAGCAAUUUUAGGUUGGUCAAGAUUUUCUGAGCCUGUUAGGCACUCAUCAAGGCCUGGGAUGUAUCCGGUGGUUCUGGAUAAUUUCUUCUUGAAGUAUUUUCUUCCGUUGUCA